GCGUCCUCCAGUUGUGGAUUCACUUUUCUGAGCUUUUAUUAACGUUACCGGGUGAUUUUCAGCCGAAAAGAUGGACGUAUCCCGCGAGGCACAAACCAAACCGCUUUCUACCUUGUCUGCUUUCAGCUACAUCCCACCGCGGCGAAAGGACGCCAAAGAAAUGUCUUACUUCAACAGAGACUCCAAGGCCCCAGAAGUCACCACGUUUGACCAAGUGUUCCACCAGGUGGAGGGUUAUGAUGUCAGGCUGCACCGAGAGGACAGGAAACACUACAAAGGACGAGGAUUAGACAUACACCAGGAGGAGAAGUCCAGAGCAGUGCCAGUGCGCGCCUCUUCAGAAUAUGGACGUCGUCCCAUCCCUGUCGUCUACGAAACAAGCCGGCAGUACGCUCGUGUAGCUUGCAUAAACGCUGAAUUUUUCAUGAAAAAUGGGAUCAUCUGGAAUGUGGCCGAAGGAUACGGAUCAGUGGCCCCAAUCUAA
Molecule: messenger RNA, 484 nt
Organism: Plectropomus leopardus (leopard coralgrouper)
Lineage: Eukaryota; Metazoa; Chordata; Actinopteri; Perciformes; Serranidae
Gene: cfap90
Product: cilia and flagella associated protein 90
Source: RefSeq, a predicted model, not a curated record